CGAUAGCCUCCUCCCAACUAACCCAACAAGGCUAAUAACACGGUAAACCCCAACGAAGCUCACGAAGACACGGACAGAAACCACACACGCGUAAACGACGACACGCGCGCCGGCGCCAUGGGCCUCCCCGGCCGGCGCAACCCGUUGCUGAGCGCGAGGCGCGCGGCGGCGUCCCUCCGGAGGAGCAGACGGCUGCCCGUCUAUGUCGCCGCAGUCUUCUUCGUCGCCUCCGUCCUCCUCAUGUUCCGCGACGAGAUCCUUUAUCUGACGACGGCAAGGUCGCCGUCGUCGUCGUUGCCGACAACGGGAGGAUCAGCCGGCGGCGCCGGGCUCGCCCGGAAGGAGGAGCUAGUAUCUGUCAACAAGCCAGUCUUGCUUGGUCACGGCGGCAAACCGGAGAAGCACCACAGCGUGACGGAGAGGCACCGGCCGAAGGUCAGCGCGAAGAGGCGGCCGAACAAGAAGGCGGCCAAGGCGGCGAGGAAGAAGUUCAUGGCGUCGCCGUCGGUCGCCGCCGGCGCCGAGGUGAACGUGCCGGAGACGUGCAACCUGUCCAAGGGCAAGUGGGUGUUCGACAACGCGACGUACCCGCUGUACCGCGAGCAGGAGUGCGAGUACCUGACGGCGCAGGUGACGUGCACGCGGAACGGGCGGCGCGACGACGGCUACCAGAAGUGGCGGUGGCAGCCGAGGGACUGCGACCUCCCGCUCGCCUUCGACGCGAGGCUGUUCAUGGAGCGGCUCCGCGGGAAGCGCCUCAUGUUCGUCGGCGACUCGCUGAACCGCAACCAGUGGGAGUCCAUGGUGUGCCUGGUGCGGCCGGCGCUGUCGCCGGGGAAGAGCUACGUGACGUGGUGGGACGGCCAGCGGGUCGUCCUCCACGCUUGGGAGUACAACGCGACUGUGGAGUUCUACUGGGCGCCGUUCCUCGUCGAGUCCAACUCCGACGACCCCAAGGCGCACAGCAUCCGGGACCGCGUCAUCAAGCCCGAGGCGAUCGCCGCGCACGCCGGCGACUGGGUCGGCGUCGACUACCUCGUCUUCAACACGUACAUCUGGUGGAUGAACACGGUCAACAUGAAAGUCGUGAGGCCGACGGGGAAGACGUGGGAGGAGUACGACGAGGUGGGUCGGAUCGAGGCGUACAGGAGAGUGCUCGACACAUGGGCGACCUGGGUGAACGACAACGUCGACCCGGCCCGCACGUCCGUGUUCUUCAUGAGCGUCUCCCCUCUUCACAUCAGCCCGGAGGCGUGGGGCAACCCGGGCGGGGUGCGGUGCGCGAAGGAGGACGCGCCGGUGCAGAACUGGCACGGCCCGCUGUGGCUGGGCACGGACUGGGACAUGUUCCGCGCGGCGAGGAACGCGUCCCGCGCCGCGGGGCGCGUCCCGGUCACGUUCGUGGACGUGACGGCGAUGUCGGAGCUCCGCAAGGACGGGCACACGUCGGUGCACACCAUCCGUCAGGGCCGCGUGCUGACGCCGGAGCAGCAGGCCGACCCGGCCACGUACGCGGACUGCAUCCACUGGUGCCUCCCCGGCGUCCCCGACGUCUGGAACCUCAUGCUCUACGCCCGUAUCCUCUCCAGGCCGCCGGCGGCGGCCGGUCACGUGGCGUGACCGACCAUAUGUGUACAGAUACUGUUUGUUUGUUUGUUCGUUCGUUGAUGGGUUGCCAGCUGCCUGCACGGUUAGUUUUAGUUUUUGCCUUUCGCUUUUGUUGCUUCUCGAUUAUUAUUUUCUCAUAUGCGAGAUAUAAAGGAGGUGGUUGGUGGCGAUCGAGGUGAUUGAUGGUCAUGUGACGCAACAUUCUUGACCGGAUUGUGUGGCACGAGUUAAGCGGGGAACAUCUGCAGUAGUAGUAGUUACAUGGUUGAAGGGGCGUGCGCCGUGGCGCGACGCGAAUAAAUGUCGUGUGACGGUGUGAGCGAGUACCGUGUAGAUAGAAGGGCAGAAUAGAUAUUCCAACACUCAGAUUUACACAGCUUAUUACUUCUGUAAUACUCCAUGAAAUUUGUUAUUCUUUUAUCAAUACUAGAAAAAUGCCCGUGCAUUGUAACGGAUAAAUGCGUUGUUUUUUUUCCAGUGGUACGAUCUAUCAAGAUCAGUUACAACGCACUGGUAUUUUGCUAGUUAAAUUAGAUUUUUUGGUUAAACAUUAUUCGUGCAUCAGUGCAUGCUAUUUAGUCUUUAUUAAGUUAUGAGGCAUAUUCUUUUGUGCUGUAGUGCAUGUAUGGCUCGGGACAUGAAGAAUUUAUUAUGGUAUAUUUGUUUGGUUUA
This is a messenger RNA of Oryza sativa Japonica Group (Japanese rice), 2280 nucleotides long. Lineage: Eukaryota; Viridiplantae; Streptophyta; Magnoliopsida; Poales; Poaceae. The record is from RefSeq and is a predicted model, not a curated record.